UCCAGCGCGCGCAGGCGCGACCAGGGCGCAGCUCCAAGUCCAGAGCUGGAGAGUCCGAACAGCUGCCGCGGCCAGAGAGACCAGUGGUCGGGAGGAGCUUGAAUAUCCUCAUUUCCAUUCCUACUCCUGAGAAAGUUUUGAGUCAUCAUGGAUAAUCUGACGUCUGAAGAAAUUCAGCUGAAGGCUCACCAGGUUACUGAUGAGUCUCUGGAAAGUACAAGAAGAAUCCUGGGUCUAGCCAUUGAGUCUCAGGAUGCAGGAAUCAAGACCAUCACAAUGCUGGAUGAACAAGGAGGUGAGUUGAAAUCAUUGGCAGAAAUUCUUCAGUUGACUCCCAGUGCCCAAAAGCCCUAUCACAUCAGCCAUGUAUAAAUUGCAGCCUUUGGGAGUGCCUCUCCUUGGUAAGAUGAAGAUGUGGUUACUUCUGAUUUGAAUGACAUCAUGUUGAUUGCCUGGUUAGGAUGGGAGUACACAACUACAUACCACUUUUAUAUCAGGCCAGCAUGUGGCUUACCGUGUGCAUUGGGCUUCUGUAUAUUCUUUCUUCACUCUAGAAAUCAAAGGUUAGUCCUAAAACAGAUUUAGAUUCAGGUGAACUUGGAAACAUUUGAUUUAAGUUGGCCUUGAGAAACCUAGUUUGUUUUUAUUAGUCUUGUGAUUACCCUCAGAUUUUGAACCUAUAAUGUGACAGAAAUGCUGGCGAUCUGGUCUGGUCAAAGUACACUUGCUUGCAAGGGGCAGCCCUAAAUCUUCAUAUAUACUUGUUCAGAUGUCUUUAGAACAGAUCUUUACACAAGUAGAAGCUAUUGUCAACAUGGGUAAAAGACUUAUGUUGCAGUUUGUAAUACCUUCUCAUACUGAUUUAUUCCCUGUGGUAUAUUCUGGGUAGAUUUUGAAGUUUGUUAUUCCACAAUCACAUUUCCUUGUUAAUACUGUGA
This is a messenger RNA of Ochotona curzoniae (black-lipped pika), 938 nucleotides long. Its product is annotated as synaptosomal-associated protein 23-like. Lineage: Eukaryota; Metazoa; Chordata; Mammalia; Lagomorpha; Ochotonidae. The transcript is spliced from 4 exons. Gene Ontology annotation, cellular component: synaptobrevin 2-SNAP-25-syntaxin-1a-complexin I complex; plasma membrane. The record is from RefSeq and is a predicted model, not a curated record. The coding region runs from base 148 to 372 and encodes 74 amino acids. Gene Ontology annotation, biological process: exocytosis; synaptic vesicle fusion to presynaptic active zone membrane; synaptic vesicle priming. Gene Ontology annotation, molecular function: syntaxin-1 binding; SNAP receptor activity.